CAGCAAAUGAAAUUCUUCUUCUUGUUUUUCUAAUUUCUAACCUAACCCUGUCCUAACCCUCUUAUCUAUGGUCACAGACGUCACAGUAUAAACAAUACUGUGCUAUGGUUUUCGUGAAACAUUUACGUUGACGCCAGCCUCGCCAUCUCUGAUUCGAUAAAAAAGACGCAGCCAUUAUAACACGCCCUCACAGGACAUUCUUGGAGUUAAGGCAUGCAUAAUAGUUAAGUCAGCAUGAGCGCAACAUUUUCGGAACCUCCAACAAUAAAAUUGGAGGAGACAAGCGAAAACGUCACAGAAAUUCAGUCCUAUUUAGAAGGGUUCCAAAAAGAGAUCGUAGGAGAUUCAACUGUUCAGCCUAGUUCAGGGAGUGAAGAACAAGAAGUUGAAAAUGAACAGGAAGAAGGAACUUAUUUUGUUGACCAAGCUGGGCACUACUAUUAUCAAGCCAAGGGUCAAACACAACCCGUCAUGACAGUAGUGCCAACAAUUGCAGCAAGUGGAGAUGCUGAUGAAUAUGUUAUUAAUCAGGAUAACGAUGAAGAAGGCGAGGAGGGAGAAGAGCAGAUUAUCCAACAAAAUGAAGAUAACCAGUUUGUAAUUAGUUCCGGCAACGCAUACCAAAGAGUGACAGUAGUACCAUCUGAUAACAAUUCCGGCGAACUUAGCUAUGUGCUUAUUGUUCAAGAUCCCUUGGAUAUUAAAGAAGGAGAUCAGACUGACGGAGAACAAGAUAUGACUGUGUAUGAUUUCGAUGAUGCCGAAGACGGAGGAGUAGUAGAUUCAGACGAAGACGAUAAAAGUAAAAUAGUUAAACUUCUGCCUAGAAAAUCGCAAGUUGUUGCACAAGCUCACAUGUGUAACUAUUGCAACUAUACUAGCCCCAAACGGUAUCUUCUUUCCAGGCACAUGAAAUCACAUUCUGAAGAACGUCCCCAUAAAUGUAGUGUAUGCGAGAGGGGAUUUAAGACUCUAGCUUCUCUCCAGAAUCAUGUGAACACCCAUACUGGAACAAAACCACAUGCUUGUAGAUACUGUGAUGCAGCUUUUACUACUUCAGGAGAAUUAGUUCGUCACGUAAGAUACCGUCACACCCACGAAAAACCUCAUAAAUGCACAGAAUGUGAUUAUGCUAGCGUUGAACUAUCCAAAUUGAAGCGCCACAUUCGCUGUCACACCGGGGAAAGGCCUUAUCAAUGUCCACAUUGCACGUAUGCCAGUCCUGAUACUUUUAAACUUAAGAGGCACCUGAGAAUCCAUACUGGGGAGAAACCUUAUGAAUGUGAUAUUUGUCAUACACGAUUCACGCAGUCAAACACUCUCAAGGCCCACAAACUUACACAUAAUAUUGGAGACAAGCCCAUCUUUCAGUGUGACUUGUGUCCUACGACCUGUGGACGCAAGACUGAUUUAAGAAUUCAUGUACAAAAACUUCAUACCUCAGAUAAACCUCUUAAAUGUAAGAGAUGUGGGAAAUCGUUUCCAGAUAGGUAUAGUUACAAACUUCACAAUAAAUCACAUGAAGGAGAAAAAUGCUACAAAUGCGAACUGUGUCCAUACGCUUCAAUAUCGGCCCGUCACCUUGAAUCUCACAUGCUUAUUCACACUGACCAAAAACCAUUUCAGUGUGACCAAUGUGACCAAUCUUUUCGGCAGAAGCAACUUCUCAAGAGACACCAAAAUCUUUAUCAUAAUCCGCACUAUGUUCCACCGGAACCUAAAGAAAAAACUCACGAAUGUCCAGAAUGUACUCGAGCAUUUAGGCACAAAGGAAAUCUGAUUAGGCACAUGGCUUUCCACGAUCCAGAUCCCACUAUUCAGAAGAAGCAGCUGGAAUUAAAGUUGGGCCGACAGAAGAAGAUUCGGAUAAUAGAUGGCCAACCAGUUGAGGUCAUGCAGGGAUUGGGUUCAGAAGAUGAAGAAGAGCUCGAUUUGAUGUCGGUAGAAGGAUCUGACGGACAGCAGUAUGUAGUUUUAGAAGUAAUUCAUCUGGCUGAUGGAGAGGAACAAGCUGUGGUUGUAGGUGACAGUGCUGGUGAAUUGUUGAGCGAAACGAUAUUACCGAACCAUGAAUUAAAUGAUGAAGUGGUAAAGGUAUUACAGUCGGCACGGCGGGCAGCAAAAGAAGAAAUCGAAGAGGAUCAAGAUGAAAAGAAAAUAGUGGAUACUGAUAUGCAGAACUGUUUUGGAUUUGAUGAGGAUGAGGAAGACGAGGAUGAGGAAGACGUAGGGGAGAAAGAAGGCAUUACGCUUAUUGGUGUUGACAUGCAUUAGAAUGGUCUUUAUUACAGUUGUUACACAUUCAUUGACGAAAUUAGAAAAUAUAUUAAUCUUUAUAUUAUUAAAAAUAUAAAUAGACAAAAUUGUUUAUAUCUGAAAUGUAAUUUAUUUGACACUUUAUUUUGACAAGUUUUUCUUGUUGGUAAAGUUUUUCUUUAAGGGGAUGAUUUUAAUUUGAACCAUGAACACAUAAUGCAGUAAAAAGUAUUCUAUUGGACAUUUUUAUUAUUGUGUUAAACUGAUUGCAGAUAAUUGCAAAUCUACCACGAUUGCUUAGUUUCUACUUGGCAUGCUGGGGAUUAUUGUUUAUUCUAAUUGUUAUAUUGCAUGGUAACUACUUUCCAUGUUGAUAAACAUAAUGAUAUUCUUAAGUUUUGUCAAUGAUUGCGUAAAAAUGUUUUUUAUAAUAAGAAUGAUCACCUGUAAAUUUUUGUAUAAAUAAUGCACAAUUAAUUUAGUUGGUAUGUACAUAUUCUAACUUAUAGUUAGAUAGAUAUGUUGAGGUAUUUAAUUAAAUAAAAGCGAUAA
Messenger RNA from Diabrotica balteata, 2808 nucleotides. NCBI's taxonomy places the organism in Eukaryota, Metazoa, Arthropoda, Insecta, Coleoptera, Chrysomelidae. The record is from the annotation of a GenBank genome assembly.